UUCAUGUGAAGUGAACUGUAAUUCCUGUACAGGUCUGAUCAUUCUGAUGGAGAAAUCAGACGCUGUUUAGAAGACUUCUGGGAUCAGUAAGAACUCACACUGAAGGUGCUGCAGGAAGAAGGGGUUUAUUCAGGAUGUAAACACUGCACCAUAUGGGAUGAAUGUAUCAUUAUUGUGGGAUUAGUGUAUGAUUAAUGUGGGAUUAAUUUGGGAUGAAGUUAUGAUUAAAGUGGGAUUAGUGUAUGAUUACUAAUCCCACACGAGACACCACCUGCUAAUGAGAGACUCGUUUCUUCCUUAAAAGUGUUGAUCACAAUCUACACAGAGACCUAAUCAGGGGUCAGUAUUAAGUUGUCACUGCAGUGUCCGUGAGGUCAACCAAACAAAACUAAACAAGUUAGAAAAUGACCACAGCUCAUAGUGCGUUUAUGAACGAAUGUGACGUCACAGCGCGAAUCUGAUUGGACCACACGAAACCUACGUCACCUAACCCGGAAGUAGGGAAUAGUAAGAUGGCUGUGCUGCGCUGUCGGAGAGACCCGUGUGGGUUGAUCUGCAUCAUUCUGACUUACUUCAGCGUCUUUUACGCGGACUACGUGGUCAUUCAGUAUGUACUAAUCCCAGCUUACUCUGGAAGUGUCUGGUGUACACUUCAUGGAUCUGUCUUUAAUGUCAUAUUACUGCUGCUCCUGGCCUGUCAUUCAAAAGCAGUGUUCUCAGAUCCAGGAAUGGUUCCUCUUCCUGAGACAGCCAUUGAUUUCUCAGACUUGAGGUCUCAGUCCAGUCGUGUCAAUGACAGGGUGAGGUCACACUUCACUGUCCACUGUGUCCAACUACAUGCAGUACCUGCUGCUUCAGCUAUAUCAGAGAAGAGGCUUGUGAAGGCUGGACUGUGUGUAGCCGCUGUGAAACCUAUCGUCCUCCUCGUGCACAUCACUGCCGAGUGUGUCAGCGCUGCAUCAGACGCAUGGAUCACCACUGCCCGUGGCAUGGCCAGCCUGUACUCCAUGGCUCUGGUGGUGUCAGCGUGGGUGUGGAGGAUACGGAAUGAACUAGAUGGAGAUGAAGACAAAGGAGGAGAGGAUGUUCCCAGCAAACACCUAAUAGUGGCACAUUACAUCAUCCUGUUAGUGGAGUCCAUUCUGUUUGGUGUUUUUGUCCUGGUGAUAUUUUAUGACCAGCUAGUGUCCAUUAUAACAGACGAGACUCCCAUUGAGCAGAUGAGGAACAGGCUGAUGAAGGACAGACCCAACAGUGGGCAGUCAGUGCACACGACACACACCCGAAAACCUAAAGUGGCAUUACUGAGGGAGGUGUUUGGAAGAGGCUCGGUGCUGUGUUGGCUUUUACCGUUCCAGUCCUCUCCUCCGUCUGCUGGAGGAAUCACUUACUCACCUGUUUCUGAUUACGACGUGUAACGAUGACCGCAUCAGCAUUCCUUUACAGUUUGGAUGAAGGAAGGAUGAAUGUGUUUAUAAAGGUUAGCACUGUGGGUCAUGUAGUAGCUCUUAAUCUGUGUACACUCACCAGUGUGACCAUGUGGCCAGAGCUGUUCAGUGAGAAACUUUCUCUUUCUUUCUUUCUUUCUUUCUUUCUUUCUUUCUUUCUUUCUUUCUUUCUUUCUUUCUUUCUUUCUUUCUCUCUCUCUCUCUCUGUCUGUCUCUAUCCAUCAUCAUUGCCUUUCACUGGUUUACUUUUGCAAAUAACAAAGAAAUAGAGAUGUUUAAUUAAAUAUUAAAAUAUUGCAUACAUUUUUUUUAAUAUAAAUUCUGUACCUAAUCUAGACGGGCUGUAAGUAUAAUAGCUGCUGUGAGAUCUGUUCCACCUUCACAUCUGGAACAUCUGAGAGGAGAGCAGCUCUGUUUAAUGCAGGAAAAAUGCAGCAGUUACGUCACAUGGACUUUUGCCAGUGAAGGCUAAAGGAGUUAUUUAACUUAAACACUAAGGCGUUUCCCGAACGCUUUGAGAAUGCCUUUGACAAAUGAUGAACAUAUUUAUCCCCAUGGCUUCGGGAAGCUGUCGCGAGGUUGUGAUGGACAAUUAAAUGGUCAACACCGGACGUGUUAGCGCCAGUUCAUGGUGGGCGGGUCGCACCAUUCCAUGUGUGUUUAUGAAGAAAUGGUGAUGAUGCAGGAGAUGUGUUGUAAAUAAAGUUGAACAGUGUUCAUUUCCCCUGUGUGUGGAGAAUUUGGGACUCCAUGUACGAUAUACUUGAAUAUAGGUUCUGUGAAGGUUUCAGGCAUUUUUUUUUUUAGCAAACUCUAUUGGUGUUGAAGUCCAGUAGGAGGCGUAGCAGCAGUAUCUCUAACACCAACACUGUGUUAAUGAACAUCAGGCGGUCCUGUGGGAUGAAGUCAACGUCAUUGCUUGGCACUUAAACGAUGUUAAGAUAAACUAAACAUUACUGACAUCUAUCGUGUGCUAAAAGUGUUUGUUUUUCAUUUAUAUCUAUUUAUUUAUUUAUUUUUAUUCAGUGAUCUGUCGGUCACCUAGUUUUGAGUUUAUAGGUGUUUUAAAAUGUAUAUAAAUGUAUUUUAUAGCAUUCGGUGCAGGGAAACUGAGCGGUUAUUACAGUGCUUUGAGUUUUCUUUGUGUACUUUGUGAUAUGUUUGUUCUGCUGUAUGACGGACUGAAGGAUGCUUGUACAUGGCUAAUGUUUACAUUGAUAUUUAUUGUACUUUAUCCGUCUAAAUGCUGCUGAAUUAAAGGACAUCUUUUAAUAUGA
Molecule: messenger RNA, 2725 nt
Organism: Hemibagrus wyckioides
Lineage: Eukaryota; Metazoa; Chordata; Actinopteri; Siluriformes; Bagridae
Product: zf-DHHC domain-containing protein
Exons: 8
Coding region: 513-1418 (301 amino acids)
Molecular function (GO): palmitoyltransferase activity
Source: RefSeq, a predicted model, not a curated record